UAAAUGUGUCACAUUUGUGCGAGAGACUGAGCAGACCUCCCAGGCAAAAAUUUUGGUAGUCCAUCCGACAUCAUCGGCCUACUUGAAUAAAUACUUUGAAUAAUAUUUUUUCAUAAAAUCCGCGAUGAUUUUCUCUCGCAUUAGUUUUUUACUGAUGGCCAUGGUGCUUUUGAGUGCUUCGUCCGCGGAUCACGCCCGUGAGCGACCUCGUAGAAAUACCGGUAGGUCUGCUCGAGUUUCAGCUCGUGCUCGACGAUGCGCAGGCCGACGAACUCCACCAAGGGAUCCUCUCGACAAGCCCAACUUCGUCAUCUUCUUCGCCGACGACAUGGGCUACGGCGAUCUGGCGUCGUACGGCCAUCCGGUCCAGGAGAGGGGUCCAAUCGAUGACGUCAUGGUAGAGAAUGGUAUCAAAUUCACCCAGGGUUAUGUUCCCGAUACCGUCUGCUCCCCAAGUCGUGCAGCGCUCUUAACAGGUCGCUAUCCGGUUCGGUCUGGGGUGUACAGCCCUCCCGACGGAUCCCGGGUUUUCUUACCAUGGACCCGAACCGGUCUACCGGCAUCCGAAGUCACGAUUCCGGAAGUUCUGAAGGAGGAGGGCUACAUAUCCGGUAUGGCGGGCAAGUGGCACUUAGGGCUUAACUCGGAGACAAAUAGUGAUGGUGCCCAUUUGCCAUUUCGCCAUGGUUUCGAGUUCGUUGGUCAUUUCCUCCCGUUCACCAACAGUAUGGGCUGUGACGAAACAGGGUACAUCCGGGAGUUUCCUGAUACAAGUAAAUGUUUCCUGUACAAGCGAGACCAGAUCGUCGCACAGCCGUUCAACCAUACAUACCUCACAAAGACAUUCGUCAACGAUGCUACUACGUUCAUUGAAUACAACGCACAUCGCCCGUUCUUCUUCUACUUCCCCUUCUCUCACCCCCACGCCCCCCUGUAUGCCUCGCCUGAAUUCGCUGGAAAAUCCCGCCGAGGUGACUAUGGAGAUAACAUCAAUGAGAUGAGCGCCGCGGUGGGUGAGGUGAUAGAUACCCUUGAAGCUCAGGGGAUUUUAAACAACACCUUGGUGUUGUUUAUUGCUGAUCACGGGCCACAGCCAGAGUACUGCGCUUGGGGAGGAGAUCCUAGCAUCUUCAAAGGCUACAAGACCAACACAUGGGAGGGAGGCGUACGCGUCCCUUUCGUGGCCUACUGGCCCGGGCAGAUAACCCCUCGUGAAUCGAACGAACUCGUCAGUACUCUCGACAUCAUGAAAACCCUCGUCGACCUCGCCGGCGGUUCGCUCCCAUCCAAUGUAUCCUACGAUGGAGAAGUGAUAACAGACGUUCUUCUGAACAACGCCCCGUCGCCGCACGACGUCCUUUACUACUACUGCAAGGACCGGCUCAUGGCGGUUCGAUCCGGUCCGUACAAGGUCCAUUACUUUACCCAUAGGGUUCAACCUCAGGAUUACUUCACCGCGCAGUGCGGUGACGGCGGGCAGCCCACGAGGCAUUACUUUGACUGUUACGACUGCUAUGCUUCUUGCGUCACCGAACAGAACCCGCCGAUCGUCUACAACGUCGAGCACGAUCCGAUUGAAGCGUUCCCACUGAACGUCACUGCUGAUCCUGCACUUGGUGAAUUCAUGGCCGAUCUGCAGGAGAAGGUAGCCGCUCACGUCGCGUCCGUGGUUGUCGCUGAGCCGUUAUUGGACGAUAAAGAUCCAACGAAGUCUAUUGUCCCUUGCUGCAAUGAAGCCACUAACUGUAUCUGUAACUAUGGCCCCGUCACGGGACCUUACAACUAAAUAUCGAAAGGGAGCCAGAGAGAGAGAAAGAGAGAGAAGAAAGCCCGCAGAAAAGUAGGGAGGGCGAUUCUUAUGAUCUGUUUUAUAAUUUUUCUGAUUUUUUCUUUCCACACAACUUGAAAGAUAAAGGUUCGCAGAAUUUCCACUUCAACGACAAUAUAGAAUCCAUUGAAAUUGAUUUGGAUUAUAUAUGGUUUAUCGUUAACCCUACCCUUGAAAUACUCUUGCUGCUUGAAAGAUUACAGCUAUAAAUGCAAUUUAAAUCUAUCAACACUCUUUUACGAAAUGCACAUUAUAAUAUCUUAAUUGUCUAUCUAAAUAUUAUAUAAAUGUAUUUAUAUCAUGUAUGAAGCAUAGAAAGUGCCAAUUUUGGAAGGGGCCUUCAUUGGAAUAACACCUCUUCAUCCGACUGCAGAUGAUGACUACCUCGAGCCUAUCUCAAUUGAUUAGGGUCAACACACAGAACAGACUUCAUUUUUAAUAUUACUUGCUUAUAUAGCGCCUAUAACACUUACUUUAUCAGAAGUCUGUAAGCGCUCUACAAUUGAGAAUUUUCGCUCCACGGCGUACGGAGGAUUCAAGAACACAGUAAAUUUAUUAGAAAUGCAUCUCAAAUGGCAAUGCAUAGCUGGGAGGUCUUUGUCGGAAAUAGUGGAACCGGAGCAGCAGUUUCGGAGCUGAUGAAACAUUGCAAAUAGGUUGUUUGUCCACAGUCAAUGACUAAACUGCUAUUCUGAUUCACCAAUUAACGACAAAGACUUUUUUGCUGUUCUUUGCAAGGACGGGCAUUUUGAACCCUUCAUAUGUCGCUGUGCGUAAACUCCUUAUAAUGCAAAUGUUAAGCGCACUGCGUUUCAAGGAAUAAAUUCCCACCAUGCACUUACCCGUUUACUUCACCUGAGUUCAGUGCAGCACGAUGAGGAUAGCUUUAAAUAACGCCCGCCAUGGCCGGGAUUUUUGAACCCACGACUUCCUGUUUUAAAGUCCGGACAGUAAUCUACUGGGCUACAACGCUCCACAAACUAACUUCAAUCGUCAACUUAGGCACACAAACCUAUGAUAAUGAUCAUAAUAGCAAGUUGAAUAUUGCACAUAUCCACCUUAUUUGGUGCUCAAGGCGCUCCUAUAUUACCCCGGCUGCCGAUUCCGAUGUGCUCACAACUUUAUGAGGAAUCGCUUCCCGACGGUACCCACUUGCCUCACCUGGGUUAAGUGCGACGAAUUUGGGUCAAAUUUUUUUAUUUUUGGUGAAGGAAAUUACGCCAUGGCUGGGAUUCGAAUCCACGACCCCUUGUUUUAAAGUCUCGACACCAAUCAGCUUAGCAUCAUCGCUCCACAAUCUACCUUGCAUUGUCAACUUAGAUACACAAACUUAUAACAAGAUUAUACAAAAACACCUUAUAACAUUUCAAUCCAGGAAAAUAACUCUGUUCUGGAUAAUCGAUGAAUGAUGUACAUGCAGCAGUCUUCCUUGAAAUAUAAUCUAAACAUUUUUAAUAUCAGUUUACAAGGAUGACUUUUCAUUAGAAUAAAACUUUCCUUUUGUAAAAUGAUAAUGUUUAUAAAUGUUUGCAGACGUUCUGUAAAACAUAAUUUUGUUUUGAAAUCUUUUAUCAUUUGCUAUUUUCUUUCUUUGAUGCCUCAAUGGAUUUUAAAUCAUGUAUGCUUAUUUUAGUAAUGUCUAAAAACAAAAUCAUAUUGCAGAUGUUUGAAUAUCAUAGCUUUUCUUCUCAGUAUGCUUUAAUAUCGUAGUAAAUACUCAUAUUUUUAAGACUAUUAUAUUUACUGAAAUAAUCAUAUAUUUCAUAUUUUUCUUUAUUAAGGUACAAAAUGGUAAACAUAAUUAUCUAGGCCUAUAUAUUAGUAGUACUUUAUGCGCAUAGUCAUUGUAGAAGUGCAAUAAUACAUUUUAUAUUCCGGGAUAUUAGCUGUCGUUUUGUAAAUCUUUCUGAGUUUUUUUCUAAAUGUGAUUUGAUCAUGAAGCGAUGAAAUAUUUCGAGAUUCUUUGAUAGAUAAAAUUUCUUCUGUACAUCUCAGAAGAGUAGAAUUCUUGUUUUCUUUAAGAAGAGAGAAAGAAUGGAAGAAAGAGAGGUAAUUUUUACUGAGAAAGGAUAUUCUGCAAGAUAAAUUAUAUUGCCUGUCGAUAAAAUCAACUGUCAUUCUCGAAAUAUAUCUUGUUAACGUAAUAUAUGUUGCUAUGUUUUGGGAAAUCUCUUCAAUACGUUAGGUUACCAAAGCAAUCUUUAUUGUAUAACAAUCGAAAUUCCAACGGAUAUAUUGCAACGUCUAUGCCUUACCAUGCCUACCAUUUGGUAGUAAAUCAACUUCAAUACUUCAGCUUAAAUACAAUCGUGUUGCUACGUCUGGAAAACCUCUAGCAAGAUUUUAGGUUGACAGAACAAUCUUUGUUUUUAAAUUAAUACAUACAGAGAAUUAAAUGGCGCUUUCAGAUAGAAGCUAAACCGAUGGUAAUCCCACAUAUUUAAAUAGGAAUCAAACCUUGUUUUAAAUAAUCAAUGAAUUGAGGACAAAAUCAAGAUAUAUAUUUAAACAAUAAAAUAGAGAAAAGUGAUCGAGUGGAUGACGUCAUCGGUUCUCUCAUUUACAUACUGACCAGGUUGUGCAUAUUAAACCUUAUAAUUUUUCUUUUGUUUUUACAUCAGACUUUGACGAAAUUUUCAACGUUAUUGUAUAUCUUUCAUUUCUUUAAAUGAACUAUUUGCUGGGGUGAACCACGUACCCUUAUAUAUCUUCACGGCGAAGAUAAACCAUUACCGCUAUGUUUGAUAACACCCUAAUUAUACGAUUAGUAAAAUCUUUUUGCAGGUAUAGCAGCGUACCAGGUUAU
Lytechinus variegatus (green sea urchin) is the source of this 4634-nucleotide messenger RNA. RefSeq names its product arylsulfatase-like. Gene Ontology annotation, molecular function: arylsulfatase activity. The record is from RefSeq and is a predicted model, not a curated record. NCBI's taxonomy places the organism in Eukaryota, Metazoa, Echinodermata, Echinoidea, Temnopleuroida, Toxopneustidae. The transcript is spliced from 6 exons. The coding region runs from base 125 to 1786 and encodes 553 amino acids.